CUCGCCUCUUCCCCUUCUCCCGUGAUGAAGUCACUGGCUCAAAAAGGAAAGUGCGAGAACAGAUUUUUUUUGCAGAUUAAGCCAGAGAAGGUAAUGCGUGAGAAGGUUCUUGUGCUGAUGGUGGUGUUGUGUCUCCUCAGCCAUGCAGUUCUGCAACCUUCAUCACUGUGUCCUCUUCUUCCUCAUCUUCACCACUGCUCCUGUCUCAGUUCUUGAGAUCUGUCCUACUCGGGCGAAGCUUCAUCAACCAGCGACGCUCUCAUGUACAACUAAAUGUUCUGGUUUAUUGAUAUGGAACAUUCUUAGUAAUAGAGAUGUUGUCCUGGCUCAGUGUGAUCAGACAUCAUGCAAGUCAGAAGAAGGAUUUAGUAUCUCUCAUGAUCAGUACCUGAAGGGAGAUUCCUCUCUCACCAUCACUGCAGCUGAUUACAGUAAGAGGAACGUGUACGCAUGUGAAUGUGAAGACUCAGAUUUCGUACAUGUGCGCCUCGUCAUAGAGACUGUGUUCACACAAGUACAGACGAAGUCUGAUGAAGAUCUGAAGCUGAAGGUGUCUGUACCAGAGCCAGUGGAGGUGAUUUAUAAAAGCGAUGAUGCAGCUGAUGAAGUGAUCUGCAGUGUGACUAACGGCUCACUACAGUGUAAAGAUGAAUACAGACACAGAACAUCUCUCAUUUACCCUGAGCUCACACUGAAACACAUGACGCCAAGGGAUAGUGGAAGUUACACCAUUCGGGACACCAAGAAUAAUGAAGACAUUCAGAUAUAUGCCGUGUCUGUGGAAGCUGUGUUCACAGCAGUUCAGGUGAGGAUUGGUGAACAUCUGAAGCUGAAGGUGUCUGUACCAGAGCCAGUGGAGGUGAUUUAUAAAAGCAGUGAUGCAGCUGAUGAAGUGAUCUGCAACGUGACUAAGGACUCACUACAGUGUAAAGAUGAAUACAGACACAGAACAUCACUCACUUACCCUGAGCUCACACUGAGACACAUGACGCCGAGGGAUAGUGGAAGUUACACCAUCUGGGACACCAAGAAUAAUGAAGAUCUUGAGAUAUACGCCGUGUCUGUGGAAGAUAAGUCUGGUGUUCCUGCAUGGGUGAUUGUACUGAUACUGAUUCUGCUCUGCUGCUGUGUUGCAGCAGGUAUAUUCCUACUGUAUAAACAGCGUAUGAGAAAACAGUUGGAGAGGCGACUGAAACAUGUGUACCAGCUUGUGCAGCAGGCUAAAGGAGGAACAGAGGAGAAGAUCAGUGAAAUGGGGAUGUCACUUGAUCAGCUGGAGAAGCAGUACAACAACACUGAAUAUUCAGCCAAGGUCAAAGAGUUCUGCAGUGAAAGAAGAAAAUUGCUGUUGAUGGAUCGACUAAAACAAGUGAACGAGCUUGUACAUCAGGCUAAAGGAGGGACAGAGGAAAAGAUCAGUGAAGUAGAGAUGUCAGUCAAUCAGCUGGAGCAGCAGUACAACAAGACUGAAUAUUCAGACAAGGUCUUAGUGUUCUGCAGUCUAAAGAGGGACGAACUAUUUGUGUACAAACUACAGCACCAAAAUAUAGAACUUCAGAAAGAGGAGCAGAUAAUUAAGAUGGUGGAGGAGGUGGUGAUCAGUUUACAGAAGCUCAAAGAUGGAGAAGGGCAAGCACAGGAGAAGAGCCCCAGCAAGAUUGACCAGAUGACGGACCAGGUUGAGAAACGUCUGAGAGAGAUUGAAAUCUGGUGUAGCCGGAAAAGGGUGGAGCUUCCCAAUAAAAGAACUGGUUGUUUUUCAUAUUCUUUUAAAUAAGAGGAUAGUUUCUAUUAGAAAUUAUGUUACAGUCAAGCAGAGGCAUUUAAUCAGAUGUACUAGAGCACAUGGUUAUGGGAAGUAUUAUGUGUAUACCUGGCUAAAAAGAUAUUUCUUUAAUCUACAUUUAAUCUGUGAGAGUGUGUCUGAGCCCCAAACACUGAAGUCUAUUCCAAAGUUUGGGAACUAAAUACACAAAAUGCUCUUCCACCUUUAGCAGACUUUGAUAUUCUGGAAACUACCAAAAGUCCUAAUUUUUGUAAUUUCCAAAAGAGUGUAAAGGAUUGUAGCACUUUAUAAGACUAGUUAGAUACAUGGGAGCUAAACCAUUUAGAGCCUUGUAGGUAAGUAGCAGCAGUUUGUAGUCGAUUCUAAAUUUAACAGGAAGCCUGUAUGGAUAGAAUAAAAUUGGGGUUAUAUGAUUAUAUUUUCUCGACCUGGUAGCCUAUUUAUUGAAGAUGCAAUCAUCCAAGUCUGGACGUCCUGAAUGCAUGAACUAGCUUCUCAGCAUCAGAUACAGCUAGGAUGUUUCUUAGAGUGGCAAUAUUUAUAAGGUGCAAGAAGGCUGUUUUUGUAAUAUGGGUGAUAUGAAAGACAAGUUGCUGUCUAAUUAACAUCCAGGUCUUUCACUGUUAAGCUAGUAGUAACAGUACAUCCCUCUAGUGGAAGUGUGAUAGCUUCUGUGUACUGGUUUUUAGACCAAUACUUCGGUCUUAUCAGAAUUUAAACAAUAGUAAAUAAAGGUCAUCCAGUCUUUUAAAUUUUUUUUAUAUAUUUUUGCACUCGGUUAACUUAGAAUAUUUAGAUAUUUCAUAUGGUUUUGAUGAGAUAUAUAACUGGGUAUCCUCAGCAUAACAAUAGAAACUAAUCCCAUGCCUUCUAAUGAUGUUUCCCAAGGGAAGCAUGCAGAGGUCCUAAAACUGAUCCUUGAGGGACCCCAUAAUUAAUUAUGCUGGAUAGUUAUUCAUUUAAAUCUACAAAAUGGUAUCGAUCAGAAAGGUGGGAUCUAAACAUUCUUAAUGCCUGUCCCUGAAUAUCUGCGGAAUUUUGUAAUUGGUCUAGGAGAAUGUCGUGCUGAAUGCAGCACUAAGAUCAAGUAGAACUAAUAGUGACAUACAGUCUUUGUCCAAAGCUAAGAACAAGUCAUUUGUAACUUUAACAAGUGCAGUUUCUGUGUUAUGAUGGGGUCGGAAACCUGACUGAAACUCUUCAUAAAUAUUGUUCUCCUGCAAGAAGGAGCACAGUUCAACAGACAUAAUCUUUUCUAAUAUUUUAGACAAACAAGCUUUGAAAUGGGUCUGUGAUUUGAUAGUUUGUUAGGAUCUGUAUUAGGUUUCUUAAUAAGAGGCAAAAUAACUUUUAGGAACAUGACCUAAACAUAACGAGGAGUUAAUAAUAUUGAGAAGAGACUAAACAGCUCUUUAUCUGUCCUAUAAUUGUAAAGCACUGUCAGAAAGCAGGGCCUCCAAGGGAGCAAAAUCCAGACCCAUAUAAUCUAGCCAGGGGGGCACGGUGGCUUAGUGGUUAGCACGUUUGCCUCACACCUCCAGGGUUGGGGGUUCGAUUCCCACCUCCACCUUGUGUGUGUGGAGUUUGCAUGUUCUCCCCGUGCCUCGGGGGU
Molecule: messenger RNA, 3398 nt
Organism: Tachysurus fulvidraco (yellow catfish)
Lineage: Eukaryota; Metazoa; Chordata; Actinopteri; Siluriformes; Bagridae
Exons: 9
Coding region: 143-1777 (544 amino acids)
Source: RefSeq, a predicted model, not a curated record